Messenger RNA from Indicator indicator, 712 nucleotides. Its product is annotated as synaptophysin-like. The transcript is spliced from 3 exons. The annotation marks the transcript as partial. The record is from RefSeq and is a predicted model, not a curated record. NCBI's taxonomy places the organism in Eukaryota, Metazoa, Chordata, Aves, Piciformes, Indicatoridae. Gene Ontology annotation, cellular component: synaptic vesicle membrane; synaptic vesicle; presynaptic active zone.
GUUGCACCAGGUGUACUUCGAGGCUCCCUCCUGCGGGGGGGGUCCCCCGGAGAGGGUCUUCCUGGUGGGGGAUUACUCCUCUGCGGCUCAGUUCUUCGUCACGGUGGGGGUCGGAGCCUUCCUCUACGCCCCCUCUGCCCUGGGGGGUUACCUCUUCCUCUCCCACAGCUACACCCCGGGGGGGAGAGCCCCCAAAAUUGAUUUGGGGGUGACUCUGCUGCUGUCCCUGCUGUGGUUGGUGGCUUCCUGCUCCUGGGCUGUGGCUUUGGCUGACAUCAAAGCUGCCACCAACCCCGGGGGGGUCCUGGAGCAGAUUUCGGGGUGCCAGAGGCCAGGAGCUCGCUGCAAGGCUUUGGGGGGGCCAAGGACAUCAGGCUUGAACACCUCAGUGGUGUUUGGCUUCCUCAACCUGGUCCUGUGGACUGGCAACGUUUGGUUCGUGUUCAAGGAAACAGGCCUGGGGGGGGUGGGGGUCGCCAGGGGCCCCCCCGGGGGGAUGCACCCCGAAAAAACCCCCCCUGGCCCCCCCACCCUCCACGGGGAAGGAGGAGCUUAUGGCCAACCAGAUGUGGGGGGGUAUGGCCAGCCUGGGGGGGGCUAUGGCCAGCCUGCGGGGGGCUACCAGCCCGAGUAUGGCCAGGGGGGGUACGGCCCCCCCGAGGGGGGGUACGGCCAAGGGGCUCCCCCAACCUCCUUCAGCAACCAGAUGUAG